UACUGGAGUUGCCGACGGAUGCCAAACUUUACCUUUGCUACUGUAUGUUGUUCUUCUAUAUAAAACUUUACUGAAGAGAAUGAGAAGAUUGAAGAUGAUCUGAAACUCCCAAGAAGAAGGCAUUCAAUGCAUGCAACGAUGUCUUCAGUUAGACCGCAACAACCCAGUUUUCAUCAUGUUGAGUAUGUGAUUGUGCCUUUGACCUGCUGCCUGGUGCUACCCUACCUAAAGUUUCCAGCAGAGGACGCUGUUUUACAACAAAACGGUCACUCCUUUAGAUGAGGCACUGACAAACAGCAAGUGAUCCACACAUUGGAGCAGCUCUGUCUGUCAGCAGCGAUAUCUCCAGUAAUGUAGACAUGCUCGUUUUGUUUAACUUCGCUUAUCUGAAGAUGCAUCAACCGAAGAUUGUUUUAAUGACAGUAAUGCUGAUGAUCGCUGAUGGGUUAGUUGUUCGUGGUCCCUCUGCUCCUCUGUCUGCUCCUCUGGGAGCUUCAGUGGUUUUGCCCUGUUAUGUUGAUGAAGCUUUACCAGUGGAGGAUCUGGAGGUGGAAUGGAGAAGAGCAGACUCAGAGACUCUGGUUCAUCUGUAUCAAGAUGGUGAGAGUCGAGCAGAGGUCCAGCAGCAGGAUUAUCAUGAUAGAGCUCAUUUCUUUACUGAGGAGAUUCAACAUGGAAACUUCUCCCUCCGUCUGGACAAUCUGACAGCUCAAGAUGAAGGAGAAUACAGGUGUAGAGUUCACAGUCAGCAGGAUUCUGAAGAAACUGUGAUCAAGAUAAAAGAUGUUGAGCGUUUGCUGGUAUCAGGAACAAAUCGAUCUGUUUCUAUACAUGUUGGUGAGGACGUGACUCUGAACUGCUCUGUAGACUCUCACAUCACACCUGAACAUAUUGAAGAGGUAUUGUGGAGGAAAACUGAUAAAGAUGGAGAUAUUCUGAUCCUGCUUUACCAAAACAAUAAGACUGUGCCAGAGGUGGGAGAUGAACAAUUCAGAGGCAGAGUUGAGUUCUUUACUGCUGAAAUCCCCAAAGGAAACUUCUCUCUCAAACUGAAGAGCGUCAGAACUGAGGACAAAGGAGUUUACAUGUGUCAAGUGUUUGCUGGAGAUUUAUCAGCCAAUGCGACUGUAGUGCUGGGAAGACUGAGUUUCUCUGCUUUGCAUACAAUGGUGUUGAUACUCUGUAUUUCUGCAUGUGGAUCUGCGCUUCUGCCCUGUGUCUGGAUCUACAGCAGAUCACCUGAUAAAGGUCAAUGGCAUGUGCAACUGUCAGUGUUUGGUCUAUUUGAUUGUAAUAAUUUAAGUUUUUGCCUUGGUUCAAUUUUUACAACAUGCUAGCCAUGUCAGUCAUGUUGUCAAUGGAUGAUUAUGCAUGGAUUUCAUUAAAGGAAUUGGUU
Danio rerio (zebrafish) is the source of this 1396-nucleotide messenger RNA. RefSeq names its product zgc:112965. The record is from RefSeq and is marked predicted. Lineage: Eukaryota; Metazoa; Chordata; Actinopteri; Cypriniformes; Danionidae. Gene Ontology annotation, biological process: regulation of T cell activation; signal transduction; regulation of leukocyte cell-cell adhesion. Gene Ontology annotation, cellular component: plasma membrane.